Molecule: messenger RNA, 1989 nt
Organism: Apus apus (common swift)
Lineage: Eukaryota; Metazoa; Chordata; Aves; Apodiformes; Apodidae
Product: potassium/sodium hyperpolarization-activated cyclic nucleotide-gated channel 2-like
Exons: 3
Coding region: 1-663 (220 amino acids)
Source: RefSeq, a predicted model, not a curated record
AUGGCGCCCGCGGGCCGCGCGGCGCCGCCGGGAGGCGGGGGCUGGGGAGCUCGGCAGCCGCUGCCGGCAGCCGCCCGGCACUCUGCCCUCCCGCCGCCGCCUCUGCUCCCCUCGGAGGGCUCGCCCCCCGCCCCGCCUCCCGGCGGCUUUAAGCCCGGCCCCCGCGCUGCCCGCCCCCCGCCUGGCAGGGCCCGCGGGCCCGGGGCGGCGGGAGAGGCCCCGGAGCGCGCCCGGCGGGGGGCGCCGCGCGGCAGCGGAGCGUGCAGGGACCGCGGCGGGAGCGGGGCGGGCGCGGCCGGGCUGCUCCGCUCGGCGUGUGCGGCUGCACAGGCGGAGAGAUGCAGAGCAACAAGCUGCCAGCUAAAGGGCACAGAGAAGCAGAUGAAGAGGAACCUGGUGAUUGCAGGAGUAUCCCAGUUGGCUGAUGUGGCUUCCGUCGAGGAUGGCUCCUCGUCCCCAGGCUGCUGGGAGCUGGCUGGAAGGAGCAGGGAGCGCUGCCCCACGGCGCGUGAUACAGACGUCAGCUCGGGAGUGAUUUUCCAAACUGGAAGUGCUUUGCCUUCCAAGAGGUUGUGUUUUAGGAGCUUCCCAGCAGAGCGACUAUUAAGAGAUGAUGUACUUAGCAGUCAAAGUCACCAGCAACAAGACUUUUCACUCUCCUGAAAAAAAAAGGGAAAAAGCUGAAUUUCGUUCCAAAGACUCCAGCACAGCACAUGCUCCAGAAAUGGGUGGUGUUGCUGCUCCUUACACUUUCUCAGUUGUAGCAGUUGGGACAUCAUAAAAAUGUGUUCCUCCCCAUGCUUCGGUACAGCCAAAAGCAUUAGCAGCUGGGCCAGUCCUCUGUGGUAGCCUUAUGUAUCGCAGCACUGGCAGGGGGGGGUGAUUUUCUUUGGUGUUUUUUGUUUGUUUGUUUUUGUUGUGGUGGUUUUUUUUUUCCCAAAGCACUGGCGAUUGUUGGCUGUGAUUUGCAGGAAAGUUCAACCAAAGCUGUGGUAAGAUUUUUUUAAAAAAACAAAUCAUAAUAGAUUGAAUAUAGUACAAACAAUUGCAUUCCCUAGCCUAGAAUUUACUAACUUUUUUGCUACUCAGAAGUAUCUUAUGGCCUUUAAUGCUGGUGGGGAAAAUGAAAUACCCUAUCAGUUGUCUUGAAUACAAGUGUUUAAGAGAAGGCAACUUGGUGUUUUUGUAUCUGUUGCUAGUGGUUAUUUUUUCUUUUUCUAGAGCUGCCUGUGCUUUCCUACUGGAUUUAAAGUAAAUAAUCCAAAGUAAAGCAAUGCUAAUUUGAUAAAUGUAUAUGAGAAAAAAAAUUGUAAUAGCCUUUGGCUUUACUGAUUGAAUUUAGAUAAUAGUAUAUGAAUUCACGUUGGUUAAUACCAUGCAGCCCUCAGUUUAGUUUAUUCUCCUUGUUGCAUGUGUAAAUAUAAUAUAAAUUUCUCUAUUUACUGUGCACUGCUUUAAGCUCCCAGUAUUAAUUUAAUCUAGUACCAUAGUUUGCAUUCAGGUUAUUUUGCUGAUUGUUAAAACCUUCUUAUUCAGGAACAGAUAUAAAAAUAUGUCAUUGGCAUAGAUUUCUGUUUGAUUAUGCUACCUUUUAUGGAUAAACAAAGAAGUCUGCUUAAUUCAGUACAAUGACAUAGAUUGUAUAUAGAAAACUUCAGAUGUUUCUUUAUAAGGUCAUUUAGGUCAGUAUCUGUCCUACAAAGGGAAACCAAUUACGUCAAGGACAUUAUUAUUCAGAUGAUGGCUUGUCACUUCUUGAAUUAAAUCCUCAUUGUUCAGGGUUAGUUUCUUUUCUUGGAUGCUACAGAAUCACAUUUUUCAACUGGCAGUUGCUUAAAGAGUGUGUGUAAACUCUUCCCUGUUGUACCAUCUGACUGUAUGCACAUAGAUGAAGUCUUGAAUUAUUAUUAUUAUUUUGCAUAGUGUCCAUCUAAUGUGAUGUAGUUUAUACUUUGUUCGCAAUGAAGCCCUUGGGGUUCCUUCACUAGA